AUGUUCCUCAAGGUCUGGGCUGACCUAGGACUCACUGGAGACCCUCUUCGAGGCCACAGUGUGCCGCAGCCGGGCAAGAACAAUGAUGGAGCGCUCGGCAUCUCAGACUUGCGCCUCAACACUGCUCUAGAAGCGCGGCGGGUCUUCAACCCAGAUCGGGACGAGUGGAACCUCAGCAGGCGGCCCGGAGCCGCGGCCUCGCUCUCUCGGGACGCUUCUCCGGAGCAGGGGCACGAGAUCGAAAUGCGGAAUGAAAAUGUCUCUGUGGCUCACGUUCGGAAAGCCGAGCUGCUGGGACACCCCUCACCGGGACGCAGGCUGGACACGCGGCUGCGAGCGGCGCCCGGCGGCGCGAACCCGCAUCCGAGAGGCGGCACGCCGGUUCCGCCGCAGGCGCGGUCGACCCCACGCCGGCGCUCUCCAGUCGGGAACCAGAGAAGGCUGCGAGCCGAGCAAACUUGCGAGGGCCGGCUGCCGCGAUCCCUGGCCCCCGUGGGUCGCCACCUGGAGCGCACCUUGGGUGGGUGGGGGGGGGGGGUAGGACCACCCUGCCGACUACCGGCCGGGGGAGCCGCAGGGCCCCGCCCGAGCGCGCUUCUGGGGUGA
This is a messenger RNA of Rangifer tarandus platyrhynchus (Svalbard reindeer), 606 nucleotides long. The record is from the annotation of a GenBank genome assembly. NCBI's taxonomy places the organism in Eukaryota, Metazoa, Chordata, Mammalia, Artiodactyla, Cervidae.